UUCAUAUCUUUUCCUUCUUCGUUUCUUCUCCGACUCAGUGAUUGUUCUUCUUCAACGAUUUCCAUCUUUGAUUCAAUCCAUGGACCGUCUCCCCAAUCUCGUCAAGGAGGAGUUUCCCGGCUAAUGGCCUCAUGCCCUCCUCCUCCUCCUCUUCUUCUAGCUUCCUUCCUCGCCCCAUGGAUGGUCUUCAUGAGCUUGGGCCUCCGCCAUUCCUCACCAAGACCUUCGAUGUUGUUGAUGAUCCCUCCACUGACCGGGUUGUCUCUUGGAGCAGGACUAACAAUAGCUUUGUUGUUUGGGAUCCUCACACCUUCGCCUUGACUCUGCUUCCCCGAUACUUCAAGCACAACAACUUCUCUAGCUUCGUUCGCCAGCUCAAUACCUAUGGUUUUAGAAAGGUUGAUCCAGAUAGGUGGGAGUUCGCAAGUGAGGGAUUCCUCAAGGGCCAGAAGCAUCUCCUCAAGACAAUCAAGAGGAGGAAGCCACCUUCUCAUGCUCUUCCUCCCCAGCAGCAAGCUCUUGGGCCAUUCCUUGAGGUUGGAAGGUUUGGGUUGGAUGGAGAAAUUAAUAGGCUAAGGCGUGAUAAAAACAUGUUGAUGUCAGAGAUUGUUAAGUUGAGGCAAGAGCAGCAGAACACCAGGGCUCAUCUCCAGGCUCUAGAAGUGAGACUACAAGGAACAGAGCAAAAACAACAACAGAUGAUGACGUUCUUAGCUCGAGCAAUGCAGAACCCGGACUUCUUACAACAAUUGAUUCAGCAGAAAGAAAGGAGGAAAGAACUUGAAGAAGCCAUGACCAAGAAGAGAAGGCGACCAAUAGACAGAGUGCCUGAUCCUGGUGGUGCAGAAACUAGUGGAAGUCGGGACCUAGAGACAGAGUUGCGGGAUCUUUAUGGAUAUCAAGUCACUGAACUGGAGAAUUUAGCUCUGGAGAUUCAGGCUUAUGACAGGAAUAUUGAUGGUGAGGAAGCAUAUGAUGAGAAGCAAGGUGGUGCAGGUGAACUGACAGAUGAUUUCUGGGAGGAGUUGUUGAAUGAAGGGAUCAGUGAGAAGAGUGGAGCAGAACUUCAAGGGCAAGAUGAUGAGGAUGUGAACUUUUUGGCUGAGAAACUGGGCUAUCUCAGUUCCACCAGCCCAAAGUAGUAGGGAAGGCUUCAUUCAAUCAACUGAUUACCACUAAUUGUUCCUUAACCAGUUUCUUGUUUCAAUAAUAUCAGCCUGUCUUGAUCAAGUCAGAUUCAUUCCAGGUUGUUUUUUGUUACUGGCAGGACAACUUAGAUAUAGCUUGGUAGAUUUUAGAGAGCAAGGCCACGAACUGAGCUUCUUUCUAUCCAUCCUCUAACUACACCACUGAUCUCAUCUGUUGUUCCAUUUCGUGUUUAGGCUAUUACAUUCAUCGCCCUUUAUGCCUUUUUCUUUUUCAAUCUUGAGCAGAUUGCAGAGUUCCAGUGACAAAUACAUGCAAAUUUAAUCUGAGGAGCUUAGAAGCAUGAUGGGAAAGCUGUUUCACUGAUUCAAAGUAGUACUGAUGUGGCAUUGCUGGAGAGGCUGCUGUUGUAUGGCUAGAGUUUGUGCUUUUUGUUGUGGAUGUCUUCUUUGUGGUUAAUGUUGACACCAUUUAGCUUUUUGUUCAAAUUUGACUAGAGAAGGCUGCUGCAGUGUUCAUUAAUCCUAUUCCUAUCAGAAAUGAUUGAAAUUCUUGUUGUAGCGUUGCUGUAGAGGCUGUUGUUGUAUGCUAGAAUUUGUGUUUUGGUUGUGGAUGUAUGUAUGUAUAUAUGUAUUAGUUGUGUCUUAUUUUGACUCCUGGUUCUUUUGUAUCAAUUCUUACUAUUUUUUUUAAACUGCAAUAAAUUUUUUUCUGGUUUUUCUU
Dioscorea cayenensis subsp. rotundata (Guinea yam) is the source of this 1869-nucleotide messenger RNA. Its product is annotated as heat stress transcription factor A-2c. Gene Ontology annotation, cellular component: nucleus. The transcript has 3 exons. Bases 132 to 1142 code for a protein of 336 amino acids. Gene Ontology annotation, molecular function: RNA polymerase II cis-regulatory region sequence-specific DNA binding; DNA-binding transcription factor activity. The record is from RefSeq and is a predicted model, not a curated record. Lineage: Eukaryota; Viridiplantae; Streptophyta; Magnoliopsida; Dioscoreales; Dioscoreaceae. Gene Ontology annotation, biological process: regulation of transcription by RNA polymerase II.